Molecule: messenger RNA, 1644 nt
Organism: Photinus pyralis (common eastern firefly)
Lineage: Eukaryota; Metazoa; Arthropoda; Insecta; Coleoptera; Lampyridae
Gene: vermilion
Product: tryptophan 2,3-dioxygenase
Exons: 7
Coding region: 355-1518 (387 amino acids)
Molecular function (GO): heme binding; metal ion binding; L-tryptophan 2,3-dioxygenase activity
Source: RefSeq, a predicted model, not a curated record
CGCGAAUUUAUUCGUCAAUUGCGGCAUAGGCCCUUACCCUUGCCAUUUUUAUUUGACAUUGACUUUGUUAACCUUUAAUAAAUCUGCAGAUUGUGACUGAGAUUUGAUAGAUUACCUAAUGCGUAAAUUGUUAAUCGCAGCCCAAAUUUAUUUAUAAAGAAAAGGAUGGCGCAAAGUUAAACGUUGCGUUAUCAUUUCGUUAUAUUUUAAUUAAACCUUCUCCUAUCGUUAAUUAAAACGCUGCUCGCUAUUAAUAUAUGGACGGAUUCCGUCAAUAUUUUUAACGCGAUCACUUUCUUUCAAGAACUCAGUUGUGAAUUAGAUAGUGAAGCCGUAAGACAAACGCGUGGAAAUAUGAGCUGUCCGGUCAAAUAUACGGAUGCGCAAGAUGGUGAACAUCUAGGCGAAGAAUCGGGAAUGUUGUACAGUGAAUAUUUAAUGUUGGAGAAAAUAAUAAAAGCCCAGCGGAUGGUCAGCGUGGAAGAGAACAAACCCGUGCACGAUGAGCAUUUGUUCAUUGUAACGCAUCAGGCGUACGAACUAUGGUUCAAGCAAAUCAUUUUUGAACUCGACUCGAUACGGGGGCUUUUCAGUACGGAACUGGAGGAAUCGCAGACUCUCGAAAUAUUGAAAAGAUUAAACCGAAUAGUGCUCAUUUUGAAAGUACUGGUUGACCAAGUAAUGAUAUUAGAAACAAUGACGCCUUUAGACUUCAUGGAAUUUCGCGGAUACCUUCGUCCAGCUUCAGGUUUCCAGAGUUUACAAUUUCGUCUCAUCGAAAACAAGUUAGGAGUUCAGCACGAGCAUCGUGUGAAGUAUAACCAGAACUACUCUCACGUUUUCGGAGCCGACCAGGAAGCGAUGAAGUUAAUCGAAAAAUCGGAGGCCGAGCCAUCUCUAUCGUUUAUUGUGCAAAGGUGGUUGGAGAGGACGCCGGGUCUCGACGCUGACGGAUUUAACUUUUGGGGUAAAUUUCAAAAAUCCGUGGAGAAAUUGUUGGACGAGCAAAAACAGUCGGCCUUGAAUGAAACCACAGAAAGUGCCCGUAGAUUUCGAUUGGCCAGUUGGGAGCAGCAGAGAGAGGUGUUUGAGUCCAUAUUUGAUGUAAAGGUCCACGAUGCCCUGGUAGCGCGUGGCGAAAGAAGGUUUACCCACAGAGCCCUACAGGGUGCAAUUAUGAUCACGUUUUACCGAGACGAACCGCGCUUCAGUCAACCCCAUCAAAUACUAACUUUGCUCAUGGACAUUGACAGUUUGAUAACAAAAUGGAGAUAUAAUCACGUGCUCAUGGUGCAGCGAAUGAUUGGGUCUUCUCAGUUAGGAACAGGUGGAUCGUCUGGUUACCAGUACUUGCGUUCAACAUUAAGCGAUCGCUACAAGGUGUUCGUGGACUUAUUUAAUCUCUCCACCUUCUUGAUUCCCCGUGCACUGAUACCUCCACUCACUCCUAUAAUGAAAAGUCACUUGUGUUUGAAUUGGGAAACAAAAAAUUACAUGAAUGGAUACGACAAGGCGUGAAUCUCUGAUGGUACCUACCUAUGACUAUGCGACUAAUAUUUUUAGUAAAUGGUAUUCCUUUGACCUUUAACCAUUUGUAUGGCAUAUGGAUUUCUUUAUGUAUAUUAUAAACUUGUACUUAUUUAA